UGAAGCCUAGAAUUCUUUUAGUUUUACUUCAGACUUUGUUGAAAAAUAUAUCCAGAUAAAAAUGUAUCUACAAGUCAAAUUUAUUCUAGUUUUUCUCUUAUCAUCGUAUAUUAUUGCUUCAGAAAUCGAAUCAGUGAGAAUUCACGUCGGCCUGGAUGCAAAUUCAGCUCAAACAUUCAAGAAAGUUCAAAAUUCCACCGAUUCUAGCAAAAAGUUGGAAUCUUUGCAGGUGAUUCUGAGUGGGAACGCCACAAUUUCAAGCGAAAACAAGACAUUCAAAGUGGGUUUUUUCUCCCUGAAUGACGAAUUUUGGUAUUUCGGGAUUUGGUAUGCUUCAAUCCCGAUUCCGGCGUAUAUCUGGGUUGCAAACCGCGAAAAUCCCAUCAAGAACUUACCGUUAGCAGCUGCGGAGAUCACUGGCGACGGUAAGUUGGCCGUAGUAGACCAAGAUUCAAGGAACAUCGUGUGGGAAUCGAACAAUGUCGAAGAAGGAAGUGAUUUGAGGCUGUUAGAGCAAGGGGAUUUGCUGCUGUUGAGCAGCGACGGCCGGAUUGUGUGGCGGAGCUUCGAUUUUCCGACGGACACGUGGCUUCCCGGUAUGAAUUUGACGGCGGAGCGGCAGCUGACUGCUUGGAGGAGCUCAGUCGAUCCUGCUCUGGGCAGGUAUUCUCUGCGGCUGAAUCCACCUUAUUAUGGUGAACUUGCACUUGUUUAUAGUAGUAAUAAUAAUGAUAUUAGUGUUGGUAUGAACAAUCCUUUUACGUAUUGGACUACUGGAAAUUGGAGUGGAAAUGCAUUUGCUGGUGUGCCUCAAAUGACGAUUCCAUACAUAUAUAAGUUUAACUUCGUAGACCCUUUUACUCCAAUGGCAACAUUCGGGUACACGGAGGUGCCCUUGGAGAGUGGGCUUCCGUUGACGAGGUUCGUCCUUGAUCAUAUGGGGCAGCUGAAGCAGUUUACAUGGUCCCAACAGAGUCAAGUGUGGAACACUUUUUGGUCUCAGCCUGAUAAUAUCUGUAGAGUUUAUGCAUUGUGUGGGAAUUUGGGGCAGUGUAAUGGAAACCCUUUGAGUCCUUGUCAAUGCUUUAAUGGUUUUAAGCCGUUGAGUAGUGUUUCGUGGGGUAAGGAUGAUUUUGCAGAGGGUUGUUUGCGGGAAGAUGAUGCUAGUUGUAGUGGGAAUGAUGAGUUUCAGAAGGUUGGAGGUGUGACCUAUGACAGGACAAUGGUUGUGUCGUUCAGUGGGAGUAGGAGUGAGUGUGAGAGUGCGUGCUUGAAGAAUUGUUCUUGCGUAGGUUUGUAUCAUAAUUCAGAUAGUAACUCGUGCAAGAAUUUGUAUGGUUCGCUUCUGAACUUGCGUAAUUAUACUUCUGAUAAUACAAUGAGGGAUAACGUGUAUGUGAGGGUGGAGUCCAGGGGCGGUGGCAAAAACAAGAAGAGCAAGGAGACGGCUCUUUUGAUCGGAAUGAUAUGUGGGAUUCUUGUGAUUUUGAGUGUGGGAACCGUACACUUGUACUUGAGAAGGAGAAAGACUAUGAGGAGGAAGGGAGAAGAUGACAGUGGGUUUCAAGUUUCGAAUCUAAGGGUGUUCUCCUAUAAAGAGCUUCAUGCUGCAACUAGGGGUUUCUCGGUGAAGCUAGGUCAUGGAGGGUUCGGAGCAGUUUUUCAAGGUGUGCUGUCGAAUUCUGCUGCCGUGGCUGUGAAGAGGUUAGAAAGGCCUGGUGGCGGUGAGAAGGAAUUCAGAGCAGAGGUGUGCACUAUAGGAAACAUUCAGCAUGUUAAUCUGGUGAGGCUAAGAGGAUUUUGUUCUGAAAGCUCUCAUCGUCUCUUGGUUUACGACUAUAUGCCAAAUGGACCUCUUAGCAUGUACCUGAAACACACUAGUCAGAGUCUGAGUUGGGAUGUAAGGUUUAGGAUUGCUGUUGGGACAGCAAGGGGUAUUGCUUAUUUACAUGAAGGGUGUCGAAACUGCAUUAUACACUGUGAUAUAAAGCCCGAGAACAUCCUAUUAGAUGAAGAUUUCUCAGCGAAGGUGUCGGAUUUUGGGUUGGCUAAGUUGAUUGGCAGAGACUUUAGCAGGGUUUUGGCAACCAUGCGAGGUACAUGGGGGUAUGUUGCACCAGAGUGGAUCUCUGGUGUUGCAAUCACAUCGAAAGCUGAUGUGUAUAGCUAUGGAAUGACAUUAUUGGAGCUGAUAGGUGGCAGGCGCAAUGUGGAGGGGCCACCUUCUGCCGGUGGAGGCGGAGAGAAUGAGAAAGAGAAGUGGUUUUUCCCUCCCUGGGCGGCACGCCAGAUUAUUGAAGGAAAUGUUGCAGCAGUCGUUGAUAAGAGGCUUUCCCAUGUGUAUAACGAGGCCGAGGCAAUGCGUCUUGGCUUAGUUGCCGUUUGGUGCAUACAGGAUGAUGAAUCUACUAGGCCUUCGAUGGGGAUGGUAGUGAAAAUGCUGGAAGGUGUGGUGGAGGUGACCGUUCCACCGCCUCCGAAGCUGCUGCAAGCAUUAGUAUCCGGUGAGUCCUUUCAAGGCGUCCUGCCUGAUUCCGGAAGAAGGGUUCCACAGCAGGAUGCUGGCAGUUUUGGUGCUAACACCACGAUCUCCAUGGACUCGAAAGAUUCCAAAUCGUCACAAUAAUUUCUCCUUUUUGUGUUAGCAUAGGUUGAGAAUCAACCUACUGAUAACAAUUUGAAGAUGUGCUUAUCAAGGUUCAUUGCUUAACUAGGGCUUAUCCAUUUAUGCUUGAAAGACUCGAUCGUUCUUUCAAUGGUGAAGCAGGGCCGACCCUUUACCACUGGUGUCACAUAGGAUGAACUACAAUCUUCAAGAAGCUGGUGAGACAUGCUGUGAACAUGGCGACGACAACGAUAACUACCUGCAGAUGGAGAGAUGGUAGACUAGUAUUUUGACAGGAAAAUACUAUCAUGCAGGAGGGAAAAUUUCAAAGAUAUUUGGGUUACGGAAAAUGCUGGAGGAGCAGCAUUGAACAGCAAUGGCUCACCCUCUG
Salvia hispanica is the source of this 2996-nucleotide messenger RNA. The record is from RefSeq and is a predicted model, not a curated record. Lineage: Eukaryota; Viridiplantae; Streptophyta; Magnoliopsida; Lamiales; Lamiaceae.